GUUCGACUCUCUCGCUCACAACUUCCUGCGCAACCACCAGAUUUUAUCUCAACGUCCCUCAAAAUGGCUCAAGGAACAGUCAAAAAGCUCGGACGAGCAACCCCGGCCAAGAUCACACACUCCAAGCGCCAAGCAUCGAAAGUGCAUAAACCCAAGAAGACAAAAGCGAGCAUCGACAAGGUGCACAAGAAAUUCACAAGCGGCAUGACGGCACGCACAGAAGCGCUCCUCGGUGAGCGCGCAGGACAUCUGGAAUUGCUUGGACAGGGAAAGAAGAAGACGGAUAAAAAGACGACUCAAAAGGGCGGCUCGAAGAAAUUUGGCUAAGGAUUAUAUGAUGAUACAGAAGGCAGACGAUGAUCGAACUUUUUUAUGUCUAAACGAGUGACUGGGUUUCCCUCACAACUGCGCAUCAACGACAGCCUCUACAGACAGGUACGAUGAAAUACACGAUCUACCUCACUUAAAGGCGUUUUACGAUGGGAUACCUCCCAAGACUUUUCGAGCGUUUUACAAUUCGGAAUCCUAAAAUUCCUACCCGCCCAACUGCUCUUUGUUUUUGGAGGGUUGGAUUACGGAACCAGUCACCGUUACUUCUUUGCUGCUGCUACAAGGGCAUGCCUAGGGGAAAGGACAUAUACCAAAGUCACCUUCUACCCUUCCACGAAGAGUGGUCGAGUGGUAUCUACCUAUGAACCUAUGAACCUAAAGACCGCUCCUAAAAACCCUUCCUCCCUCGGCCACUCUUUGUUUUUGCUCGCGAGUUCGAAUCCUGCUGCCUUUCUCUAUUUUUGCUAUAGACUCAAGCCAGCAGCAAUGUUAUUUACCAAAUAUAUUUACUCCUCAGCAAAGGGCAGCCAAGCAAUAUAUCCCCCCUGUUUUUAGAAUAUAAAGACGGAGCUUGGGUUCCUCCCGAAGCACACAAUCAUCCCUCCGAUUCUGACUCUGAUGGGGAAGGCGAUGACUUGAUUGAUGUAUACGAAGUGAUCGAUCUUACAGAAGGUAUACAAGAUACCGAAGAGCUUGUGGACGAUGACGACCCAGAAGACGAAGUCACUGAUGGUGUCACAAAGUACUUGGUAACCCGGCUCCUAGCAAUCACACAAGACCCACCCAAAGACAUCACCCCUUACCUUAUGCCAGACGUUUCGCUGCCUGUCGUUGAAGCCGAUCAACAACUCUUCAAGUCGACAGUCACAUCUAUGCUGGAGAGAGCCCAGAGAUACGCUAUGAAAUAAGAGCUUACUGAUCUUUGAGUAAAAGACUUCAAAGAGCGUGCCCUUUCUGCCGUAUUCUGGAAGUUAUUUGAACGCCUCGAAAUGUCAGACAUGACAAAACUCCUUUCCGGAUCGAUUGCACCCGAAGCCAUGUCGUUACUAGGCUGCAGAGACCUUCAACCAGCUGUCGAGUAGAUGAUCAUUUUCGUCUUUGGGGUGUAUAUCUCAACAUUGUCACUGACAGUCUCGGAGAUAUUCGCGGACUCUACGUUGGGUCAAGUGUAGCAUACAGAGCAUACAUCGGGAUCACAGGCCGUGUACGCAACCACGGCCGACAGAAGACGAUGAUGCCGCAUGGGUUGAUGAACACGGCGACACUUGUGCCCUGUGCAGCGUUGACCGCAUCUACACGAACCUUAUAUAUGGGCGAGCUACUAACCGAAGAUGCCUAUCUUGCUUCUAAUAUCGACAGAAGCGUAGGCAUAAUAAGCCCCCAGAAGAAAUUACAUAAAGUAAUAAGUCUAUUUCUAUAUAAUAACUAGCCUAAGGUAAUCGAGACAUUUGUUACAAAUAUGAUUAUCCCCGAACCAAUGCAGGAUUCUAUGGCUAGAGAGAUCAGGCCAAAUGCAGAAUAUGCUACAGAAGAGCAAGAAGGGCCGGGGAGCAAGUACGUCGAAGGGCUACGGUUCAGAGAUUCAAAGUCAGUGGUUAGGUGGGUCUAAUGGACAACACCUGUAGCUUCGAAUGCAAUUUUUUGACACUCCUUAUUUCGUAUACAUUUUCUAUUAUAAUAAAGAUGAGUUUAUAAUAACUUACAGCUGAGCCAGCAGGAGUAUCAGUGUGCUCAUGUUUAUCCACACCCCACUCCUCCGCUCCGACCUGAACUCUUCACCAUCAACGCAUCAAUACGUGCGUGAUAAUUUCAAUACACAGACUUGACGACUUCUUUUUUCACACAACCCGAACCCCUUAAUAACUCUCCUUGAACCUGCUGGUGGCCAUGUGUAUCUUGUAGGCCAUGCAUAUUACAAUGCUUUGCCUUCCUUGGCGACUGUGGGAUCACCAGUCCGAAUGGUACAGUCAACUUAUGGCUGUCUAUUCAUUUCAAAACCCAGCCUCAACUGAUCAAACCCCUGUAAUCCACAAACGACCUUUCUACCUAGACCUCAGCAGUUGUUAAUGUCGAACACCUUUCCCUCGGCCACAUGAUUCAAGAUAGAAGUCACCACCCUGAAAUCUCUGGCCACAUCCACCAUCCAGUUGGACACAGCCAUUCGCACAGCCUUUUCUCCCUUCCAGCUUGUACCACUCACAUACAUCUGCCUGGUUGCGUUGAUCUUCUGAACCAGCUCAUCAUUCAAACUGGAAUUUUUAGCACGGAAAAGAACAAUCAUGAAGAUCUCGUUGAAGUUAGCACCAUCGUCGGGGAGUAGCUCGUAGUGCUCUGAGCCCCUCAAGAACGCAGCGACUUGGCGGGAUAAAGCAGUCAUAUUGGCCAGCAAAUUCGCCAUACCUGGUCGGCCUUCACUGAGGAGAACGGCAUACGCAGGAAGGGCACGAAAACGGCGUGAGUUCUCAAGGCCAACAUUCAGCGGCGAGGGGAUAGUGGACGCCCCUCCCGUGGACAGGUAUGCAGCAUUGGGAUUGGUGAAGACAGACUGAAGGAUAGCAGGUGAUCGUGUGAGGAACAUGCCACAGUCAUAGGGCUAUAUCAAGUUAGCGAUUCAAGGCCAGUAAGAGCCAAGCCGAAAGGAUAUGGAACACUCACGACAUUGAGAAGCUUGUGCCCGUCAACAGUGAUACUGU
This is a messenger RNA of Fusarium odoratissimum NRRL 54006, 3023 nucleotides long. RefSeq lists its product as uncharacterized. The record is from RefSeq and is a predicted model, not a curated record. The transcript has a single exon. NCBI's taxonomy places the organism in Eukaryota, Fungi, Ascomycota, Sordariomycetes, Hypocreales, Nectriaceae. Bases 64 to 327 code for a protein of 87 amino acids.